AUAGGUACAUGGACCAGGAUUCGCGCUAUAUACGUUCGUCAUCGAUAACGUCCAGAGUAAUUCGGGCUUCUCGGCCGCUGAAAGGCCGGAAUCGAGCAGCCGCCGCGUAGUGUCGGGGAGACUGCGGAAGCUUUCGAAGGGGUUGCCGGGCGAGAGAGCGGCUCUAGUCUUCGGACGAAAAGUGCGCGGUAACACGGGACACGAGCGAUCACGGGCACGCGCGCGAAGCCGUACCGAGCGAAGGAGGUCGUUUAACGAGGAGCCCGACGGCGAUGCGUCUGCGAGGCUCGACCUUCGUCCAAGUCGACGUUAAACUCUGAUCGACCCCCGGUACGAUUCGAUCUCGCGUCGCGGGGGACGAGUGUUCGAACUCGGACGGAUCGGACGCUCGGCGAACGGGCCGAGGCGGAUCGAAGCGGACGAACACGAGCGACGAGCCGUCGCGACGGUAGCGCGUGUCAUCGGUCUACGUUUCGCGUGUGUCGCAUCCCGAGAGGAACGUGGAACGCGGGUACGCGGACACGGUGCGGUGCGGCGUGGGUGCGUGCAGGGGUUCGUGCACACACGUACGAGCGAUACGAGGAAUCGCAGGGAGGAGCAGAGGGGGUGGCGGCGGCGGCGGCGGCGGCGGCGUCGGCUCUGCAAAGCGUUCUCCGGCCAGUCUCGGUUAGCUGUUUCCUCUUCUCCCUUUCGUUCUCGCUGGCCUCUUUCCUCGCCGGAUCGGUCCUCCCCCACCUUGGAUACCGCCGUCCUCGUCUGGCCUUCGAUGGCCGGAGUCGGUGCCGCGUUCCCGUCGAAAAUAUGCUCCGCAUACGAGCUUUCGCGACGACGCUGUUUUGCUCGGCGGAGCUGGUGCUAGCGUCGGUACUGCUGGUGGCGGUGGUGGUGCCGAUGUCGAGGAGGAUGGUGUAGCCGCGCGGCUGUGCGCGUGCGGUGUGCUGCCUGCCUUCGACGGCUAACAGUGCGGACGGUGGCUUUAGACUCGAAGCUGCGGAAGAAAGGCCGCGAGCUCGGCCGUGCUCCGAUGGCUUGAUACACACUUUACGGGACGCGUAUAUGAAGCUACACUGCCCUGACUCGUCGAUGGGCGUGCGGGGGUGACUGGAGUGAUGGGAUGGGGCCAGAGCCCCAUGGAGUUCGGGUAGACCCGUCUCCGACCCAACUCCCCAGCCCCCUCCGCCAUCAAUAUCGCCACAGCUCCUGCCGGCGUCGAAGAGGGCCCCCUCGAUCGCGAUGGAGGCCGCCAAUAAUCAACAACAGAAGAAGGAGCCACGCGUUCACAGGCCUUAUGCCUUCGACAAGAUGGAGGGGCUGGUGCGGGAGAUGCAAGACCCUGAGAACGGGGUACCCGUGCGCAGCCAAAAACAGUUUCUCACCUCAAUCCCCUCAGCGUUCAUGGGUGAGUGCCAUCGGUACCUGCGUUGUGGAGUAAACGUUAGCGGCCAUCACGGCCAGGACACUACAGUAGGCUGCCUGCGUGUUGCAGGUUACGACCUCAUCGAGUGGCUGAUGGAGCGGCUUUCCAUCGAGGAAUCAGUAGAGGCGGUCCACAUUGCCAAUCAGCUCUGCCAAUACGGCUACUUCUUCCCGGUGAAUGACUCCAAGACACUCACCGUAAGGGAUGAUAGUUCUCUGUAUAGAUUUCAGACACCAUGUUAUUGGCCAUGGCAACAUAGAACCCCUGAUAACGUGGAAUACGCUAUUUAUCUGGCUAAGAGAACACUGAGAAACAAGCAACGCCAUGCGCUCGAAGAUUACGAGACUGAAGCUUUAAACAGCCUACGUAGGAACUUGCAGAACAAAUGGGAUUUUAUACAACUCCAAGCCGAAGAACAGGUGCGCUUAGCAAAGGAGCGGAAGAAAGGGGAUAAGAUAGUGAGCGAUUCGCAGGAGCGGGCUUUCUGGAGGGUGUACCGGCCGCCACCCGGUUGCUCGAGCAGCCUCGAAAUAGCACCCGUACCGACACGCUUUCGCCCUGGACUGUCGCGUCCUCCGUCGCGUAAGCGAACUCUGACUGAUCUGCAACGGGAGGUGGCCAUAUUAAAGAACAGUUUGACCCGGACGAGGAUAAAGGUUUCUGCCGCGAUCGAAAAUUUGAAAUCAUACUUCGAAACAUACGUGGAAUACGACCCGAUGUUUGUACAGCCACAACCUUCGAAUCCAUGGAUCACCGACGAUCAAACAUUUUGGCAGCUGAACAGCCCUCUGGUGGAAGUUCCUACGGAAAAACGCGUCAAGCGUUGGGCACUUUCAAUGGAAGAGUUAAUGUCUGAUCCUACAGGUUUGCAAGAGUUCACUAAUUAUUUGAGGAAAGAGUACAGUCACGAAAAUAUAAGGUUCUGGUUAGCGGUGAAGGAUCUGAGGCACAGUUAUCAAGCACAGAUACCCGACAAAGUCAACGAGAUCUUCAAAGAAUUCCUGGCGCCUGGAGCUCCUUGCGAAAUAAACAUAGACGGAAAGACGAUGGAGAAGGUUCACCAAGAGAUGAAAAGUCCAAGCCGAUUCACGUUCGAUUCCGCUGCUGAACAUGUAUAUACAUUGCUCCUGAAGAAGGACUGUUAUCCUAGAUUUAUUCGUUCCGAUCAAUAUCGAAAUCUUUUAGCUGCCGGCGUGCAACCUCUGCAGAAACGAUGGUUUUUUAGCUUCGGCGUUCAAGCGAAGAAGAAAAUUUCAUCGACCUCGGCUCCGACGACUAGCAGUUUGCAACAGCACGCUGUGAGCAGCGGAGGAAGCAGUAGCAAACGGAGAGGAAGCGAUCGAAGCCUUUCCGGAUCCGCGCACGAGUUAGCCCUUUGCGGCGUUCGAGACACGACUUCGAUGCCCAGAGUGCCGCAUUCCCACAGCCAGUCGAACCUCGCCGACAUCCCUUACAGGGAUGCUGGCGGGUCGGAAACGGCGGCACGGCCGGUGGACGACGUUUGCCCGUGGGACGCGGUGCCUGGCCCGAGUACAGAGCACGGCACGAAUACCGCGUCGCUGCAUCAUCAGCCAAUAUCGUCCGGAAUGAUGUCGUCGCUCGAGAGCCAACCGGACGAGGCGUGCGGCGGCUUCAUGGGGCAGUCGCAAUCCGCCGAGCCGGUACGCGUGUCUCGAAAGAAUUCGGCGCAGCUCGAUUCGUGUAGUUCCUCGUCCGACGUCAGCUCAGCGGUGGCCGAGGUCUCUGAGCACCUUCGAAAGUCUUGUAGUUUACAGCACAGUAGUAGUACAGCCGGCGUACCGUCGACCACCGAGAGGGUCGGCCUACCACCACGGAUCUAUUCGAUCGGGUCGACCAGCGGAAGGGUGAAGCUCGGAGAGAUCGGUCGGCCGUCCGCUUCCUGCAACUAUCCCGUGUCGCCGCAGCAUUCGUUCGAGUAUUCUCACGGGACGUUCGACAAACCGGAAACCCCGAGCACGGCCACGGGGAGAGCGACCGUGGAGGUAGCCACCGGCGCAUCGAAGGUCGCGUCGUACGUUUCCCCCUCGUACGACGUGGCCUUCGCUGCGCCGGUGGGCAAGACGGUGCCCAAGGCUCCUUUGAUAAGCAUAAGCGCGAUCGUGGGCGAUCUGCCGAGCGACGGCUCGGCGAUCGAGGCCGAGGAGAAGACGGACGACGAUGAGACGGGGACGACGAGGGACGAGGGGUCGGAGGUCGAUAAGGGGAAGCGAGACGCGGAGCCUGAUAAGGGUGAGACGCUGGAAGAGGCGCAGGUUGUUCCUGUCUGGGAGCCGGAAACCCGGCAGGGCGACCAGGUAGCACCCGUCACUCCGCCAGCCUCCCAGCAAAAGCGUGACAAUAACGUUAACGAAGUGUGCCCAUGGGAGGAUGAGGAAAACUGUAGAGUGGACGCCCCAUACGUGAAAACCUACGCGACUUUGGGUUACUUAUAACUUGGCAUUGGUACUAAAAUAAAAGGGAAUACAUUUUACACGUAAACAUUCGAAAUUUCCAUUUUACUUCACUUUAACGAGCCCUCGAGUGCCCGAACCACGCGUAUAACACAGUGCGAAUUCGUGUUUGCGAUCGCGAAGGCGGAUCCCGAGGCGUGAAUCGAGAUCAGUAGAAGCAAUCACGCUGAAACGAAAGGGAACGAUAUUUGCUCGCACGAGAGUUAAUUUCUUGGUGUAAUCGAUGUCCAUUUAGAAGAUAUUCCAAUAUCGCCUCAGCCCGAACACGUUCUCCGCGUGUCAAUUCAUUUACCGCCCCCCACACGUCCCUGCACUCGCGUAAGUUUCAUUUCGGUAGUAAUUAAAACGAUGUCCUGCUAACAAGCUGAUCUACAGUAGAACGCGGUACAAUUAAAGAAACCGCGAGUAUAACGACGACGCGUCAGUCUGCCGAUCUCCCUUAGGAUAGAGCGUAGUCCUAUUUAAUAAGACAAAGUUCAAUUCUGCAAAUUGAAAGACAAUUAUUACGAUUCUAAUUGGUUCAAGUAUUAAACGCAAAGAACCGCCCUGCGAUCGCCAGUCAUCACCUGCCGAAUGACCGCGUUCACAGGUCGCGCAUUUCUUUAAUACUGUUUUACUAUUUUAACAAAAAGUCGAUUGGAAGAUUUUACGAUCUUACUUUAUUACAAAAUUUUCGUCGGAGUUAUUCGUUUCUCGAAUUGUUGUCGAAUUUUAUCGAUGAUUUGAUCGUCGUUCAAUCUAAGUGUUAGUCGUAUCCAUCUAACGUCUAGUGUCUAAUGACAGGUGUUUAGCGUAACAUUACCCCGCUUGGCCCGAUUUGAUCGUACGCGUUGGUAGCACCCGACCUCGAGCCGGCUAAUGUUACUCUACUGUUCGUAAUUAGAGAUAAAAUUAAUAAUUAUACAAGAGAAGAUAAACGCAAGGCAACCGUGUGAUAAUAACGAUUCAUUUGUUUUUUAAACGUAAGACGUGUCGAAUCUUGUUCUCUAACGAUACCUACUCGUACGGUGUAAUAGGAUUUAAUAGAGGGUACUGUAUCCCGAUGUCCCUCAACGAUAAAUAAAUUAUAACGACUUCUCCCUCCUUUAGGAACAUUUAUUUAAAUGUCUAUAACGUGUAUAGUAAGAUUUAGAGACGAGUUUACCUGACUACGUUUAAACGUUUAAUGUUAUAUCCAAAAAGCACGAUGCACGAGACAGUAAAGCGUGUUUACUCGGUGAAGCCCCUCCGAAGAGGGUAAACGAUUGCGUGGAUCACGCGGCGGAGAUUAGGGAUGAAAUCGACGUGAACACGAAUGUCAGUGAAAUGAAACGAUUACGCGGGCCAAGAAACUUCUUCGACGAAUUUUCCUUAUUCUCGUGGCUUUUAAUCCGCUGAAUUCGAAUAUGACGAUAAGAGAGUCGUAUCGGUUAUCGGUCAUUUAUAAAGAGACGCUAAACGUAAAGGCCAGUCACGAAGACUACGUAACGAAGUUGAACAAAAAUUUCGUUCGUAAUCGAUUUUUAAUUCCCAAUGUGUGACGAAACUGUGAAUAAUGACAUGAGAUCAGACGCGGAUUCGGCACCGAAACGAAUCGUAAGAAUCAGCUGUUAACGUUGAAGAAGUCGGUUGACCCGCGUCACUUUUUGUAUUUCCAUUGGUCGACGCGUACCCCGUGACGAAAUUCGGUUCGGACACUCGAGGCUAUUCUUAAGAGUUCUAACGUAUCCAUACAUUAAAAUCGUAAUGUUACAUAUAAUUAAAAAGCUCAAUUUAACUAUUGUAAAUCCUUAUGAGACGACAAAAGAAAAAUACUAAAGAGAACUAGAUAGUCGACGUGGAUGAAGUGCGGCGUGGAUAUCGAGAUUAAAAGUUCCGUUGAAUCAGCGAGAUGGGUUGAUGCAAACGUACGCAUCGACGGUACGACUGAGUCUUAUUUAACGAGGCGUAAUGCGUGUUAAAUUAAUUACUAUAAGCUUGAAAGAAAACGAAUCAAAACAAAACUAUUUUCGUUCCUCGUUUCGCGGAGAUAUUUUGUAUAACGUCACUCGUAGAAAAUGCUACCCGCCGUUCUGUCGUUACGAUUACUCCGAGUCGCGGUAAUUUAAAGGAUCUUGCAUUGUCGUUGUAUUGUACAAAGGGCAAUCGAAAGGAUCGUUGUGCGUCCUGAAUCUCCGAGCACCACUCGUGUGUAUUCACGGUUUCUUCGUUACGAGUCUGAACGAAUCGAAGUAGCGACGAGAUCGUAACACGUAAUUAAUUAUUUCGAUCGACGACUACGCGUGCGAACGGUCAUCAGUAUUAUCCGAAGAGAAACAAUGCAGUGUUCAACGAACAGACGAGAACAAAGUACAAUUUACGAUCGAUAUUAUUUUAAUAUUGCUUCGAAGAGAGAGAGAGAUUGAACGGGAGCGUAGCCGGCAAUUCCUUUCUACAAGAUAUUUUUUUACGGUCGUCUAUUAUUUUCUAAUGGCUCUAAUCGUAUUAACGAAACGUGGAUAUUUUAAAUACGUAACUUUUAUAGCAUCCGUAGCUUGGUUACAUUUUACCGUGUAUAAGCUAAGCGAUAUAUUAUUUAUUACGAUACGAAACGUCUCGUGAGGCGUCGACUAUUAAUUAUUAAUACGUCACUGUUAACGAUUUAUCAAAUUAUUAUGGAAUAAGGCAGGCACAGAAUUAUAGUGGAGACGAUACUGUUUUCUCUGGCGUCUCGUUUGGUUGAAAGGAUCGGAUGGUUCGGGUCGAUUUCAAUUCUAUUAAGCUAAUUACUUUCAAUCAUGUGCAACGUGAAACAAUCAGAGUGUACCUCUUGGUUCUUCUCCAUCCCUAGAUUCGCCAAUAGUACAAAUGUAACUUAAAGUAUAGCGUAAUUUACGGGUAAGCCUGGCUCAAUUUUUCGUCUAAAUCCCGGCCUCGUGUUUCGUUCACAGAGGAAUUCAAUAUGAGAUCGAACGUGCAACAAGCAAAUUUACAAUCUACGAUCGAAGUCUCGUGUAGUACUGUCAUUUUUACUGUUCAGUUUCUUUUCGGUGUUUUUUCCAGAGAAAAUUCAUUAUUAAAUUUCGACCAGAUGAGAAUGAGCCAUGUUUACCAGCAAAAGACUGAAAACGUACCUGAAAUUUGCUCCUCCCUCGUGUGUAAAAAAAAAUUCUAAAACUGAACGUUUUGGAAUGCGGCGUUGUCUAAUUAUUUCGGUAAAAAUUAAAGAGGAAACAGAAGAGAACGACGAAGAUAAUUAGUAAGAAUGAAAAAGAACUGGGGUGAUCGAUUCAAGAUUUCAGCGAUCCUUGACGUGUCCUGAGGUAUUUUAAUCUAUACUUUGUAUUAGAUCUCAGUCCAUCGGAUCGUUUAAACGUGUGUGCUAAAUGAGAACGUGUUAGUGUCAUUGUUAGAGAGAGAGAGAGAGAGAGAGAGAGAGAGAGAGAGAGAGAGA
Molecule: messenger RNA, 7300 nt
Organism: Ceratina calcarata
Lineage: Eukaryota; Metazoa; Arthropoda; Insecta; Hymenoptera; Apidae
Product: regulator of G-protein signaling 9
Exons: 15
Coding region: 1234-3870 (878 amino acids)
Biological process (GO): intracellular signal transduction; G protein-coupled receptor signaling pathway; positive regulation of GTPase activity
Cellular component (GO): neuron projection; cytoplasm; plasma membrane
Molecular function (GO): GTPase activator activity
Source: RefSeq, a predicted model, not a curated record